CGCAGCGAAGAAACUCUGUGUGGAUAUCAGCAGACCUGUCCCCCUGGAUAUUAAGAACUACAGGUUUUAUUCAGAGCUGGGAAAAGGAGGCUUUGGCCGGGUGAUGUUGGCUUCGUUUACCCCGAAGAAGAAACUGGUAGCAGUAAAGAUCAUGCAGAAAAAUCCAGACAAGAACAACUUCAACAUCAUGAUGAAGGAGGCCCGAGUGCUAACGGUCACUAGAGGAUGCCCAUUUUUAUGCCAUUCAUAUGCAGCUUUUCAAUCAGAGCUGGAAGCCUUCUUCGUCCUGGAGUAUGCCAGCGGGAAAUCUUUAAUGCAAAUGAUUCUGCGCAAAGGAAAUCUGCCAAUGGCAAGAAUCAUGUUCUACACAGCGGAGAUGGUGGUUGCCCUCCAGUUCCUGCAUUCUAAGGGCAUCAUUCAUCGUGACCUGAAACCUGACAACGUGUUGGUGGACAGAGACGGCCAUAUCAAGAUCUGUGACUUUGGCCUCGCCGCGGAGAACAUCUUUGACCAGACAAGGACCAACGGAGUAACAGGAACCCCUGGAUACCGCGCACCAGAGGUGACAACAAACAUUUAAAAUACAAACAUAGGAUCUAAAGGCAUUGUUCACCUUUAAAUUAACCUUUAGUCUCAUGCAGAGAGUGAUAUUCUAAGACAAUUUGCAAUUGGUCUUCAUUUUGAAUGUUUUUUUAAUUACUUAGCUGAUAAUACCACACAUAUUGGAUCUAGGGUUGCACCUUUUCUGGAAAAAUAUACCGGCGUUUCUAUAUAUUUAUAUUUUUUCCCUAUUAAUAACAUUGGGAUCAACCAUUGUUUUUACCGGCCAAAUGGCAAACCUAAUUGGAUCAGUGCUCAUUUAAUAUAAAUUAAUAUUAAUACAGACGUUAAAUGUAAUCCAUUUGCAAUUUAAUAUGUUGCCGUGUU
This is a messenger RNA of Xenopus laevis (African clawed frog), 927 nucleotides long. Its product is annotated as protein kinase C delta type-like. Lineage: Eukaryota; Metazoa; Chordata; Amphibia; Anura; Pipidae. The coding region runs from base 104 to 580 and encodes 158 amino acids. The record is from RefSeq and is a predicted model, not a curated record. The transcript is spliced from 5 exons.